AUGGCGUAUCCGCAAAAUUCACAUCUCCAAACCACCUUUACCACCCCAGGAUUCAUUAGUCGAAGACGAGAAGUCGUGUAUUCGACAACACUAUUAUACCAGCUGAAAGUUUUAAAGACGACAGGAAGAUACGAUGCAUUUAAAUUAAAAUGGCACGCAUCAUACAACGACGAACCGGAUGUGUGGCCAGUGCCCAACCAUUUAUUCUGGGAUUCAGAUGUUGCGAAAUGGAUAGAGGGAGCGUGUUAUUUCUUACAGUAUAAGGAAAAUCAGGAGAUUGAGAGUGCGGUCAAAGAGUUGGUGGAAAUGAUUAGAUCUGCUCAACAAGAUGAUGGAUAUCUGAAUAUACAUUUUACCGUCGUGGAGCCUGGAAAGAGAUUCACGAAUCUGAGGGAUCUACAUGAAUUAUACAAUGCUGGUCACUUGAUCGAGGCAGCGCUUGCACAUAAUCAAUAUUAUGGGAAUGAUCUCUUACUAGAACCAAUUCUGAAAUAUGUAGAUUUAUUAUCCUUAACGUUUGGACCAGAUCCAGAACAAAAGCACGGGUAUCCUGGACAUCCGGAGAUUGAACUUGCUCUUUUGAGAUUGUAUGAGAAGACUAGAGAUCUAAAGCAUCUGAAGUUAGCAAGAUAUUUCAUCGACGAGAGGGGAAAUCCAAAGGGGCAAGAUGGGCGGCAUUACUAUGAUGUGGAGGCGGAAGUAAGAGGGGAUCGACCAGAUGAAAUGCCAAAAUAUUUUCCCGAAAAACGAAGUUACUGGUAUCAACAAGCACACAAACCAAUCGUUGAGCAAGAAAACAUUGAAGGCCAUGCUGUCCGAGCAAUGUACUUAUUAACAGCCGUCUCUGAUCUUGUACGAGUCGAUAAAUCAGAAGACGCCGAAACAAAAAGAACUGCAGUAGAACGCCUAUGGAACAAUAUGGUGCAAAAGAAAAUGUACCUAACGGGAGGCAUUGGCGCCAUCAAACAAUGGGAAGGUUUCGGAAUCGAUUAUUUUCUCCCUUCCGGUACCGACGAGGGAGGAUGUUAUUCCGAGACUUGCGCAUCUAUAGGCGUUAUGAUGCUCGCCGAAAGACUUUUGCAGCUUGAUUUGGAUGCCAAGUAUGCGGAUAUCAUGGAAUUAUGUUUCUACAACGCCGUCUCCACUGGUAUGUCAGAAGACGGAAGCAAAUUCACAUACGUGAAUCAACUUGCAUCGAGCGAUACAGAUUUAUCCCGACGAGCAGAGUGGUUUACGUGCGCUUGUUGUCCACCCAAUGUUGCCCGACUUCUGGGAUACGUCGGAGGAUAUCUCUGGACUCCCUCUAGCGACGAAAAAAAUAAUACAGUACAAGUAAACGUUCACACGUAUGCUUCCGCAACAUUGAGUAUUUCGGUAGGCGAGCACACGGUGCAGCUUGAACAAACGACAAAUUGGCCAUGGGACGGAAAUAUCCGAUUUGAGCUCCAGAGCCCCGAAGCAAUCUCAACAACCAUCCGAUUGAGAAUACCCGGCUGGGCUAAAGAAUGGACAAUAUCUCCCGAAGAUAAACAACAUGCUUCAAAAGUAACAAAAGGAUACUUAACCCUCUCCCCAGAUUUUGUGCGAACAAACUCCUCUUUCCAACUGAACAUCCCUCUCAAACCGCGAUGUAUAUCACCACAUCCCUACACAAACCAAAACAUCGUAGCCCUAGCUCGCGGUCCUAUAAUCUACUGCGUGGAAGAUUUCGAUAACCCUUGGGUAAAAGAUCACUUCAAGAAUCUCGUUUUGGAUCCCGAGUGUGAGAUAUCAGAAACCGACGUUGAAUCUACUGAACCAUACAAGAAUUUGACGGUCCGCGACGGAGCGACACUGCUUCAAGUUCCAGAACCGUCAGGACCAUAUGUAGCCCACGACGAGGAAACUUUUGUCAAAGCUGAUAUUCAAAAACUUCACUUUAUUCCAUAUGCGCUUCGAGAUAAUAGAGGUGGAAAAGGACAUAUGAGGGUGGGCUUGCGGCGGAAAAGUACACGGGUGUAA
This is a messenger RNA of Botrytis byssoidea, 2001 nucleotides long. RefSeq lists its product as uncharacterized. The transcript is spliced from 7 exons. NCBI's taxonomy places the organism in Eukaryota, Fungi, Ascomycota, Leotiomycetes, Helotiales, Sclerotiniaceae. The record is from RefSeq and is a predicted model, not a curated record. Gene Ontology annotation, biological process: carbohydrate metabolic process. The coding region runs from base 1 to 2001 and encodes 666 amino acids.